Dibothriocephalus latus is the source of this 264-nucleotide messenger RNA. The record is from the annotation of a GenBank genome assembly. NCBI's taxonomy places the organism in Eukaryota, Metazoa, Platyhelminthes, Cestoda, Diphyllobothriidea, Diphyllobothriidae.
AUGGUGGAACACAAGGAGGAGAUCUCUCUACAGAUGUUGGCUGGCCAUAUAACUGGGGAACUGCAGGGCUGCUGUCUUUCGGAAUUCCAACAGAUGCCCAUCUCAGCCCCAUAUGUGUAUGCAAUCACCAUCGACAGUGUUCAACGGCUUUACACUGCUCCCAACUCAAGCUUUGAGAAGCUCAGCGCUCAGACCAUGAAAGGCUUCGUCAACGCUUAUUUUAGCACCUACCUGCGGGAGUACCUCUAUGCACCGAGCUGUUAA